Lycium barbarum (goji berry) is the source of this 1559-nucleotide messenger RNA. Its product is annotated as premnaspirodiene oxygenase-like. The transcript has 2 exons. The record is from RefSeq and is a predicted model, not a curated record. Bases 1 to 1518 code for a protein of 505 amino acids. NCBI's taxonomy places the organism in Eukaryota, Viridiplantae, Streptophyta, Magnoliopsida, Solanales, Solanaceae. Gene Ontology annotation, molecular function: heme binding; oxidoreductase activity, acting on paired donors, with incorporation or reduction of molecular oxygen; iron ion binding.
AUGGAGACUCAACACAUUAUUUCAUCUUUGCUCUUCAUCUCUUUCCUCUUUUUUCUAAUUCAGAAGUUGAGGAUUAAAACAAAAAAAGGUCACAACAAGAAAAUAUUACCUCCAGGACCAUGGAGGCUACCAAUUAUUGGUAGUGUGCACCACUUAACAAAAGGGAUACCACAUCAUGUUUUCAAAAACUUGUCACAAAAAUUUGGCCCAAUUAUGUAUUUACAGCUUGGGGAAGUUCCCACUGUAAUCGUAUCCUCAGCACACAUGGCACAAAAAUUCCUAAAAACUCAUGACCUCGCCUUUGCGUCGAGGUCACAAACCAUGCUGGGAAAGAUCUUUUGUUACGAUUGUACAGACAUUGCAUUUUCUCCCUAUGGUGAUUACUGGAGACACAUGCGUAAAUUGUGCAUCAUGGAACUUCUCAGUGCCAAGAUGGUCAAGUCGUUCAGCCCCAUUCGACAAGAUGAACUGUCGAGUCUCAUAUCGUCGAUUAAAUCAAUGGAGAACUUGCUCAUCAAUAUGUCAGAAAAACUAUUUUGGUUUAUGAACUCCGUGACAUGUAGGUCAUCAUUUGGGAAAACGUGUAAAGAUCAAAACGAGGUGAUGAUAAAUUUGAUUCAUGGAGUAUUAAACUUAGCCGGAGGUUUCGAGCUGGCUGAUUUGUUCCCUUCGAAAAAAUUUCUUAGUGGGAUUAGUGGGAUGGGGUCUAAAUUAAUUGAGGCACGUAAUAAGGUAGAUGCAGUGUUGGACAAAGUUAUCAAUGUGCAUCGAGAGAAUCGAGUAAAUGGAAAAAAAUUCAAUGCUGAAUGUGGAACUGAUGAAGAUUUGAUUGAUGUUUUCUUUAGAGUCAUGGAGACAGGGGAACUUCCAUUUACCCUAACAAACGACAACAUCAAAGCCGUUAUUCUUGACAUGUUCGUAGCAGGAUCUGAUACAUCAUCUUCAACCGUUGCAUGGGCAUUAUCAGAAAUGAUGAAGAGCCCUAGUGUCAUGGCCAAAGCACAAGUCGAAGUAAGAGAAGCCUUUAGGGGAAAGAAAACAUUCGAUGAUGAUGACCUCGAGAAGUUGAAUUACCUAAAAUUAGUUAUCAAAGAAACACUUAGGUUACAUCCUCCAACUCCUCUACUUGUCCCGAGGGAAUGCAGAGAGGAAACAGAGAUAGAUGGAUUCACAAUACCGAUCAAAAGCAAAGUCCUGGUAAACGUAUGGGCAAUAGGAAGAGAUCCAGAAAGUUGGAAAGAUCCUGAAAGUUUUAUACCAGAGAGGUUCGAGAACAAUUCAAUUGACUUCGGUGGAAAUCACUUCCAAUUUCUUCCCUUUGGUGCUGGAAGAAGAACUUGUCCAGGAAGACUAUUUGGUUUAGCUCUUGGUACUUUGCCAUUAGCCCAUUUGCUUUACAAUUUUGACUGGACACUUCCCAAUGGUAUGGACCCAAAAGAUUUGGACAUGACUGAGGCAAAUGGAAUGACUGCUAGAAGAGACAAGGAUCUUUUCUUGAUAGCUACUCCUCAUAGAUAAUAUCUUCAAGAAAAAAAAGUGUUUGAAUAAGUUAAAGGACA